Molecule: messenger RNA, 852 nt
Organism: Colletotrichum lupini
Lineage: Eukaryota; Fungi; Ascomycota; Sordariomycetes; Glomerellales; Glomerellaceae
Exons: 9
Coding region: 1-852 (283 amino acids)
Source: RefSeq, a predicted model, not a curated record
AUGCAGUCACAUAGUUGGCCAGGUACUGACUGGCCGACUCUGUUGACACGAGGCAUUAUCGAUGAGGCUGGUCCUGAUGACUCGCGAAGUUCAUCACCAGAUUCCGUCAUUACAUCUCAUCUUUUGAGAAUCGAUAAGCGCAACCCCACUUACGGCUCCCUGGGCAGCACAAAGGCCUACAUCAGAAAGAACUCCGGAGGUAUCACUAUAGGUGCUUGGUAUCUGAGGGCCUCUUCAGGCUUUGCCAGCAUGAAUUCCGAAUGUGGUCGUACCUGUCCAGCGAGGCGUUCAGCUGGGGCCAUUACGGCCAACCGGGCCUUCUUCAAGGACAGCCAAUCAGAGCCAUCGUUCAAAGAUAUAGCAGUGGGUGCCCAACUAUCGCUAUGGCGCUUGAAUCAGGAAUCGAGACACAAAAACAAUUACCUUACUACGAACAUCUUGCAAGGCACAGCAGCUGCAGAUGCUUGGGGCUUUCCAGCCGACUUGGCGUUCGCGAGUCAGCCGACUACCUUCGGCAUCGCAAAAGCCGGAGAGUACCCAUACCUUCAAGUCUUCACACUUUACCCUCCGUCUCGACAAGUCACAGCCAUAUGCCUCAGAAUGUCGCACACUCAAGAACAUCUGAGCCACUACGUUCCCGCGGCCGGGGACUAUCUUACAAAUAAGGCGAAACAAGAAGAUGUAGACAGCCAGAGUGAACGUUCGUCGUAUCAUGUUGCGAUUUUGAAGGUGAACAUUAAGGCUUUCCGACAACAAGCUUUUGGCUUCACGAUACCAUUUGAUGAGGCGUCGUGUCAGACACUAAAUGAGCGUAAGAUGCGUUGUUCCACAUUUUCAGCAGCGGCUUUAUAA